Molecule: messenger RNA, 1302 nt
Organism: Neurospora tetrasperma FGSC 2508
Lineage: Eukaryota; Fungi; Ascomycota; Sordariomycetes; Sordariales; Sordariaceae
Exons: 2
Coding region: 115-1113 (332 amino acids)
Biological process (GO): fatty acid elongation
Cellular component (GO): endoplasmic reticulum
Molecular function (GO): ketoreductase activity
Source: RefSeq, a predicted model, not a curated record
AAAAAGUUCCCAACAUUUAUUUGCGGCCGGACCCAACUUUGAAAGUGUCAAAACUCCCCGAUCCAAACCAAAGGCGUUCCAUCAUCAUCGACUUUCGCCGACAGUCCGUACGCAAUGGAUAAGGUUGCCGAGAUCUGGGGCACUGUCCCUCAAUAUGGCCAAUGGGCCCUUGCUGGCAUCGGCGCCCUUUACGUCGCUACUCGCGUCGGCGCUUUCCUCCAGCUGCUCCUUAACGCUUUCAUCCUGAGCGGCACCAACCUCCGCAAGUAUGGCAAGAAGGGCACCUGGGCUGUUAUCACUGGUGCCUCCGAUGGUCUCGGAAAGGAGUUCGCCCAGCAGCUCGCCUCCAAGGGCUUCAACCUCGUUCUCGUCUCUCGCACUCAGUCCAAGCUGGAUGUCCUUGCUAGGGAGCUCGAGCUCAGAUGGGAUGGUUUCAAGGCCAAGACUUUCGCCAUGGACUUCUCCAAGGACGACGAUUCCGACUACGAGCGUCUCGCCGAGCUCAUCAAGGGCCUCGACAUUGGUAUCUUGAUCAACAACGUUGGCCAGUCCCACAGCAUCCCCGUUCCUUUCCUCCAGACCGACCGCGACGAGCUCCAGAACAUUGUCACCAUCAACUGCCUCGGCACACUCAAGACCACCAAGGUUGUCGCUCCCAUCCUCGCCCAGCGCAAGAAGGGUCUUAUCCUUACCAUGGGCUCUUUCGCCGGUGUUAUGCCCACCCCCUACCUUGCCACCUACAGUGGCAGCAAGGCGUUCCUCCAGCACUGGAGCAGCGCUCUCUCUGCCGAGCUCAAGGACCAGGGCGUCGAUGUCCACCUUGUUGUCAGCUACCUCGUUACCACUGCCAUGAGCAAGAUCCGCCGCACCAGCCUCCUCAUCCCCAACCCCAAGCAGUUCGUCCGCGCUGCUCUCGGCAAGGUUGGCCUUAACAGCUCCGAGCCCUUUCCCAACACCUACACCCCCUGGUGGAGCCAUGCUAUGUUCAAGUGGGUUGUUGAGAACACCGUUGGUGUCUACAGCUACUUUACCCUCAGGCUGAACAAGAACAUGCACAUCGACAUCCGCAACCGCGCUCUCCGCAAGGCCGCUCGUGAAGCCAAGAAGCAGUAAGCGCAUGUCGCAGCUUCUAGCUACCAUGCUGCUCACGUGAAGCUAGGAAGGAGCAUGGACUUAUGGCGUGAUGGGCUCUAGCCAGUAGACACCUUCUAUUAGCCUGCGGUACACCCACCCUUGGGACCGUGUAUCUGUUGUAGAAAAAAUGGUGAACUGCGCCCCGCUUCUAGCAGACGAAUUCAUGAU